Durusdinium trenchii is the source of this 1296-nucleotide messenger RNA. The record is from the annotation of a GenBank genome assembly. Lineage: Eukaryota; Dinophyceae; Suessiales; Symbiodiniaceae.
AUGCGCGGCUUUUUGGGCCUUGCCGCUUUAGUAGCUGUACUGGCCGCUUUGCUCCAGGCACCUCAUGCGAACUCACGUGUGCUCCGCUGGCUUUCGAGAGGGAGAGAAGUCCUGGAGGAGAUCUACCUCUUGGCGCUGGGCGACGUGUCCGUGAAGACCAGAGGGGCCUUUGAACUUGAGAAGGAGUCCGCGAGCUUCGACGUUUCCAGCGCGCAAAGGGAUGAGCUCAAGCAGCCCUUGGCCAAGAACGAAGAAGAGAUCGAUCAUCAGCAGCGGGUGAGUGCUCAGCGCUAUGCCGCCGCGAAGCAGGAGGCCCAGUUCGAGGAGGAGUCCAUUCCACUGCCACCGGAUGAGAUCCGCCGUAGCAUGCCGCCCAUCGACCGGAGAGGCCCUGAGCUGCGCUGCGGCGAGCUCCUGCCGACCGAAAGUCGACUCGUGACACGUAUGGUGGAGAUCCAUACGAGGUCUGUCUUCCAAGGAGCCUUCGGGGGAAACCAAUAUGUUUGGAAGUACUUUGUGACCUUCACCAACCGUGGAGAGGAGACGGUUCAGAUGCUCACGCGCCACUGGAUCUUUGUGGACGCCAAGGGCAACUUAAACGCCGAGGUAAAGGGUCCAGGCGCCCGUGGCGUCACCCCGGUCUUGCCCCCUGGGGGCGAAUGGAGCUAUGAGAGUGGCACAAGCUUGGACACGGUCUUUGGGUCCAUGCAUGGAAGUUUCCAAUUCGACAUCCUCAAAGGCUCCACUUCGGGUUCUGGCUCUCGCUCCUUUAGCGCUCGCGUGGGGCGUCUGGCGCUGAGCAAUGAUGGGAAGCCCAAAGAUGUUCCUUGCAUCGAGGAAGCUUCUGAAGGACUGCUUCCCCUGACGAGCGUUUUGUCUUUGGAACGGGUGAUCCUGGGUGCGCGAGGCGAGUUUCACAUGGCCAAGGACGGGCUGUACUACUUCCAGUAUGACGUGCAGAUCAACAACGCCCGUGACACGGAGAUUGAAGUGCUGGGCCACUCGUGGGAGGUGGUGGACCAGGAACAACGUCAUGAGAUUGUUGUGGCUGGCGAUGGCGUGGGAGGCAUCUACAAGCACCGCCGCCGCGCACUGGCUGCUGGCGACGCCUUCCGCGUCUCAGGACAAUUGCCGGCCAAGACGCGCUUCGCCAACGCGCAGGGCACCUAUCGAGUCCUCAUUCGAGAGAAUGGCGCCGAGCGAGAAAUUGAAGCACGCACCGACUUCAUGGGCCUGUCAGUCGAUAAGGCCAUCACGCACGUCCCCAACUUCAUGUCGGACCCGAGCUUCCAAUGA